Molecule: messenger RNA, 1760 nt
Organism: Alternaria rosae
Lineage: Eukaryota; Fungi; Ascomycota; Dothideomycetes; Pleosporales; Pleosporaceae
Product: taurine catabolism dioxygenase-like protein TauD
Exons: 3
Coding region: 362-1576 (404 amino acids)
Molecular function (GO): oxidoreductase activity
Source: RefSeq, a predicted model, not a curated record
GGGAGGUAGGAGCGGGGCUUGCGUCAACUUGGUCCUAGAAUGCCGUGCGAGCACGCCAUUCGGGGCUAAAUAUCGCAAACAACAACAUGGAUUCAGAUAUGAUGCGAUAACAUCAGAAUGAGGGGAUGAGGGGGAGACGAGGCUAAGGAAGGCAGGGAUCGAUGAAAAUGAAAGUAUAUAUAGACAAAUCAAUCUUUCUUUUACGUGGUUGCAACGGCUUUUGUGUAACGCUCUUGACCACAUCCAUUCGAGGAAUUCGAGGAAUUCGAGAGAAACACAUACACAGCUCCUCAUCGUCGCUUUUGUCCCUUUGAAGACCAAGCUCCUGCUGUCCAAUUGGUUCGAGGGAGACUUCACCAGAAUGGCGCCAGCACUCACCUCUCCCGCACCUGGUGCGCCACACACCCUUUCCGAUCCAACCACUACAACCACAAAGAAAGCACCAAAGUCCAUCUUCCCAGAUGGAAUACGUACCUCGGGCCAACACGAGCCCAUCUACUCCUUCUUACAACCAUACUCCGCCUUCCCCAAAGAAAUCGCUGGCCCGACAGCAUGGAGCAAAACAGACUACGCAUCCAACCCCGAACGCUGGACACACAUCUUCUCAGCCGACGAAGUGCGCGAGAUGAGCGAAGCAGCCGAUGCCUUCAUCGCCUCUGGAACACCCUUGACAGGCAUUACAAAAGAUCUCUUCCCACUACCCAACUUCUCCAAAUUCCUUGAGCCGUUGCGGAAAGAAUUGGUCGAUGGCAAGGGAUUCAUUCUCUUCAAAGGUAUGCCCGUUGAGCAGUGGGGAAACCAGAAAUCUGCUGUUGCGUAUAUGGGUCUGGGAACGUAUCUGGGUUACUUUGUGAGCCAGAAUAGUCGGGGACAUGUGCUCGGACACGUGAAGGAUCUGGGUGAAGAUGCUACGGCAAUCGAUAAAGUGCGGAUUUAUCGGACGAAUGCGAGGCAGUUCUUCCAUGCCGAUGACGCGGAUCUGGUAGGGUUGUUGUGUGUGGCUAAGGCGUUGGAGGGUGGGGAGUCUGAUCUCGUCAGUAGCCAUCAAGUAUGGAAUGAUCUCCAAAAACACCAUCCUGACGUCGCUGAACUGCUUACCCAACCCAUCUGGUACUUUGACCGCAAAGGCGAGACAAGCACGGGACAAAAGGAAUGGAUCAAAACCGCCGUGUUCUACCUGGAGACGGGAGAGAACCCAAGGGUCUAUAGCAAAUUCGACCCUUACUUUGUCCGUUCCUUGACCCGCUUCUCGGACGCAGGUCUUAUCCCCGCUCUUUCCGACGCCCAAGAACGCGCCAUUACCAUUCUCGAGGAGACUUGCCAAAAGCAUGCGCUGCACAUGAUCCUGGACGUGGGCGAUAUCCAGUUCCUGUCCAACAACCAUAUAUUCCACGCCAGAACAGCGUACAAAGACUACGCGCCACCAGCGCCAAGGAGGCACUUGAUGAGGUUGUGGUUGAGUACGCCGGAGGGAGAGGGUGGAUGGAAGUUGCCCUUCCACGAUAGUAAGGAGAAGAAGAGGGGUGGGAUUCAGGUCAACGAUACGGCACCCGUUGCACCGUAUGACGCAGAGUAGUCGAUUAUCGCAGGCGAUUCUUAUCUAGCUUUGUAAGUAGCCUGCGAACGCUUGUAUAGCAAAGAAAAUCGGAGAUUCGCAGAAGACCGUAAAGUGUUGCGAUUCAAUGUGGUAUCAUUCUUCUCUCGAGGCGCGACUUUUGCACCAAUCCUUGUGUUUGGACGCCACGCAUGUUGGACUGUUC